UAGCAUAAUCGACUUGUGGCAGCACAAUCUACACAAUCAGCUCCAGAAGUGCCAGAAGUUGUCGUAACACACAAACAUUUAUCAUUUUCAACAGCGAACGUGCUUCGGACCGCACACUUUUUCACUUACAAAUCGUUUGUAAACAUUUCUGAGAAUUUAAGAUAGUUACAAAAUGUCGGGUCGAGAUGGAGGUAAGAAGAAGCCCUUGAAGACACCAAAGAAGGAAUCAAAAGUUUUAGAUGAUGAAGAUGUCGCAUUUAAGCAGAAGCAGAAGGAACAACAAAAGGCACUUGCUGAAGCAGCGAAGAAAGCCAGUCAGAAGGGUCCUUUAGUCACUGGUGGUAUAAAAAAAUCUGGGAAAAAAUGAUCAUUUUGUAACAGAUGAAAUUUGCAAUUUAUACUACAUCUUAUAUCUUGACUGUAAUAUUAAUUUGUGAUUUAUUAUUAUAUCAGGUUAAAUCUUUUUUAUGGUUCUUCAUUUCAAGAAAUGCUUUAAACUUAUAAAUAAGAAAUAUAUUUCAUUAUAUGCA
This is a messenger RNA of Odontomachus brunneus, 530 nucleotides long. Its product is annotated as translation machinery-associated protein 7 homolog. The record is from RefSeq and is a predicted model, not a curated record. Bases 173 to 367 code for a protein of 64 amino acids. The transcript is spliced from 2 exons. NCBI's taxonomy places the organism in Eukaryota, Metazoa, Arthropoda, Insecta, Hymenoptera, Formicidae.